UGCGACACCCUGAUUGGCCACGGAGGAUCGGGAAGUCAUGAGCUGACCGUUGACAGCUCUCCGGCCAGCGGCUGUUUAUUGCGCUCCAGUCCUGAGUGGUCCUCCGAGACGUCGUGGAUAAAAGCCCGGCGGUCAGAGAUGGACGGCGUACCGGAGGCGCGAAUGGAGACUGCUCCUUUCUGCUGCCCCACCUGUGACGGAGGAGAGGCCCCGGGCCGCGGCCUGGUCCGGCGCAACAAGAAGACCCGCAGCCUGAGCACCUCCUCCGCCAGCUGCUACUCCGAUUUCAGGAGGACUCAGUCUCUACAUGGACCAAGCCCCGUUACCACCUUUGGCCCAAAGGCCUGCAUGCUCCAGAACCCACAUGCAGUCAUGCACAUUCAAGACCCCGCCAGCCAGAGACUGACGUGGAACAAGCCACCAAAAAGUGUCCUUGUCAUAAAGAAAAUCCGAGAUGCCUCUCUGCUCCAGCCCUUCAAGGAGCUCUGCGUUUUCCUCACAGAGGUGAAAAACAUGGUGGUUUAUGUGGAGAAGAAGGUCCUGGACGACCCGGCUAUUUCGGACGACGAAAACUUUGGGCCCAUCACAAAGAAAUUCUGCACUUUCAGAGAAGACCUGGACGACCUGUCCAAUCGGGUGGACUUCAUCAUCUGUCUGGGCGGAGACGGGACGCUGCUGUACGCCUCCUCCCUGUUCCAGGAGAGCGUUCCACCAGUUAUGGCCUUCCACCUGGGCUCCCUGGGCUUCCUGACACCCUUCAAAUUCGACUCCUACCAGUCUCAGCUCACCCAAAUCAUCGAAGGUAAUGCCGCCAUCAUCCUCAGGAGUCGCUUGAAAGUGCAGGUGUUCAAAGAGAACUGGGAGAAGAAGGACGGCUUGGAUGAAAUGGGCAUCAUCCAGACCACCGAAAGCGCCCGCAAAGCCAUGCAGUUCCAGGUGCUGAACGAGGUGGUGGUGGACAGAGGAUCCUCCCCCUACCUUUCCAACGUGGACCUGUACCUGGACGGGCACCUCAUCACCACAGUGCAGGGGGACGGUUUGAUAGUGUCCACCCCAACGGGCAGCACGGCCUACGCAGUGGCAGCCGGAGCCUCCAUGAUCCAUCCCAACGUGCCGGCCAUCAUGAUCACGCCCAUCUGCCCACACUCCCUGUCCUUCAGACCCAUCGUGGUGCCUGCCGGGGUGGAGCUGAAGAUAAUGCUGUCCCGUGAUGCCAGAAACAUGGCCUGGGUGUCAUUCGAUGGAAGAAAGCGACAAGAGAUCUGCCACGGAGACAGUAUCACCAUCACCACUUCCUGCUUCCCCGUUCCAUCCAUCUGCUUCCGCGACCCGGUCAACGACUGGUUCGAGAGCCUGGCCCAGUGUUUACAUUGGAACGUGCGGAAGAGGCAGAACCACUUCGGCUCGGAAGACGAGGAGUUCUGAAGCUCAGGGUUUCCCUAAAGAAUCCCAGUUUGCACCCGGCCGUCCCGUCUCCGUCUGUUUGACCUCUCACAGCCAGGUUUUUACCAAACUCCAGUCGAAGCUGUCUGCCCACGCUGCCUUUCACAUCCAGUGAAGCGAUUGUAUUUCUCUUCCAUGUUGUAGUGGAAUGUUAACGGGGAAGAAGAGGCCCCUCUGACCCCAGAAUAGCCGAUAGAAGUUAUUUAAAAAGAUGGUAAUUAAAAUGUAAAGAAAAUUUGUAUCAACAUUUAAAAAAAUUCUCUCCAUUUUAUAAGAGAACAAAGCGUUCAUGAGGAACCUGAAAGAUAUCAGAUAGUGGAUUUGGAUGGCGUUGGGCCUCUGGUUUCAGAAAACUGCCCCCCCCCCCCGUCUGAGUGAUCUCCAGCUGAAAGGCUCAGAGCUGCAGAGCUGGGUGUGUCCCAGCGAUACCAAAACCAGCCUCCAGUUUUCCGCCAGGGGCCCACACGUCCAGCCCGUGCCUUAGAAACACUUUUAUCCAGAGCUGCCCUUUGGGAGCUUCUGUCCCUCCAGGCCCUCCUGUGCACAGAUCUGGGUCUGCGUCUCCUCUCCGCUGAGCUCUGAUCGAGAAACAUCGCAUAUGUGUGUUCCCCAGCGGAGAGGAAGUUUCUCAUUCCACACACAGAGACACCUCGUCCUCAGAAAACGUUUAAGGUCCGCUUUUAAAGACGUCCUUUAAGCCAUAGCCAAACUUUUUAAAAGGUAUUUUAUAGACCAACGUCUGUGGGCCGCCGGCCACGUCACGGCCUGUGUGUGAAUGUUGAGGCGUGGUCACACACUUUCCCCAUUUCCUGCUCCGCUGUGCGGCCUGGAGGCUUAAAGGUCACCCCCCUCACAGCUGGACCCAGGUUCCAGAUGUUACCGUGUGUGAACGUCUCGGGUAGAAGCAGGACCAGCGGCGUCCCCGCCGGAGCCCCGAAAAGCAAUCAUUCCUCUGCGCUGUGUAAAUGUUGUGAGCUGUAUUUUGAAAAGUGCACAUGUUUAUUAACUGAUUUUACUGCAUUAUUAAUGGAAAUAAAUCUAUUUGGUAUUUUUUAUAAAUGGAUACGUUCGUCAGUUGUUUAGUCCUAGUUUUUACAGCCUAAUAUUGGAUUUUGGAGGCUCGUUGAAAGCGAGCUAAAGCCCAGAAGAAAUGCAUUCCAAGACAAAACCAUGAAGUCUUUUGUUUCAAGGAAACUUCCUGGUACGUUACCAUAACAUAUUGUAAACUAACGACAGUAAAAACUCUGACUUCUGCUGAAUGAAGCUUAACUGCUCUCUCAAAGUGCUUUUCACCUUAAUCCUGAAAGCCUGUUACUCUUUUGUAUGAGUUUAUCAACGUGUCUAACUGGCUGUUACUGGAAUAAAGUGAAGGUUGAAGCAG
Messenger RNA from Menidia menidia (Atlantic silverside), 2824 nucleotides. The record is from the annotation of a GenBank genome assembly. NCBI's taxonomy places the organism in Eukaryota, Metazoa, Chordata, Actinopteri, Atheriniformes, Atherinopsidae.